AUGAAGCAGGAGAUGUUGAUCAAUGUCUCGCAACCGGAAGAAUGCCGGAUUGCCAUCGUUGAAGACGGCAUACUUGAAGAGCUCUACGUUGAGCGAAGUAGCCAAGACAACUACGUAGGAAACAUCUACAAGGGACGGGUCGUCAACCUGGAACCCAGUAUUCAGGCGGCUUUUGUCGACUUUGGAGUCGGCCGCAACGGGUUCUUGCAUAUCAGCGACAUCGAGCCCCAGUACUACCGCCAGGGUGGCUACGACCCUUCGCAGCCCAUUGAAAACGGUCGCGGCGGCCGGCGCGUCGUCACGCCCGAUGGCGACUCGGAGUCGAUCGACGACUUGUCUGAGAACGGCAAUAACGGGGGCUCCAGCAACGGCGGUUCAAGCAACGGGGGCGGUCGCCAGAAGCGCGGUCGCCGUACUCGUCCCGGGGCCCGCCCACGAGUGAAGCCCCCGAUCCAAGACAUCUUGCGCCGCGGCGACGAGCUGCUGGUCCAAGUCAUCAAAGAAGGAAUCGGCACCAAGGGUCCCACGCUCUCAACCUACAUCAGCAUUCCUGGGCGUUACCUAGUGCUCAUGCCAGCGCUGGGCCGCGUGGGAAUCUCGCGCAAAAUCGAAGACGAAGAAACGCGUCGCCGCCUCCGCGAUACGAUGCUCGAGCUGAAUCCGCCCAAGGGGCUGGGGUUCAUCGUACGCACCGCGGGAAUCGAUCGAACCAAGAAAGAACUCUCCCGCGACCUGGCCUACCUGGUUCGGUUGUGGAAGGUGAUCGUCCGCCGCAUUCGCAAGUGUACGGCUCCCGUCGACAUUUACGAAGAAAGCGACAUGAUCAUCCGGACCAUUCGCGACAUCUUCACCAGCGAAGUCGACUCGAUCUACAUCGAUGAGCCCAAAGCCUACGAACGGGCGAAAGAGUUCCUGCAAAUUGUCAUGCCGCGGUACGUGAACCGGCUGCAGCAGUACGAAGGUCGAGAGCCCUUGUUCCAUAAAUACGGUCUCGACGAAGCGAUCUCGCAGAUCCAUCGCCGCGAUGUUCCGCUCCCGCAGGGUGGUUCGAUCGUGAUCGAUCAGACCGAAGCCCUGGUGGCGAUCGACGUGAACAGCGGAAACUUCCGAGCCGACGACUCGGCCGAAGAGACCGCCUACCAAAUGAAUCUUCAGGCCGCUCGUGAGAUUGCCCGCCAGUUGCGUCUUCGCGACUUGGGGGGUGUGGUGGUCAACGACUUCAUCGAUAUGCGAAAAGAAAAGCACCGACGCGGGGUCGAGCGAGCCCUUCGCGAUUCGGUCAAACGCGAUCGGGCCCGCACGAAGAUCCUCCGCACCAGCCCCUUCGGGCUGAUCGAGAUGACCCGGCAGAGGAUUCGCCCCAGUAUCAAGCGGAGCGUCUUCAGCGACUGCCCCGGCUGCCACGGCACUGGGGUGGUGAAGACCUCGGAAAGUAUGGCCAUCGAGGUGGUGCGGGUGCUGAUGCUGGCUUCGCAACGCGAGGACAUCAAGCGAAUCGAGGUCCACGUCAUCGACGAUGUGGCCACCUACCUGAACAACAAAAAACGCCGCGAAUUGGCCAAAUUGGAAGACGAGGGCGAGAUUACGGUCCAAAUCUUCGGCCGCAAAGGUGUUUCGCCCGAGUUUCUGGAAGUGACCUGCCACGAUUCCGACGGCCGAGACGCAGAAAUCGGCCAGAUUGAUAAACGACGAAUAGGUGCUGAGAUGUACGCGAUCAUUAAAGACGGCGGACGCCAAUACAAAGUGGAAGAAGGCCAGGAGCUGGACAUCGACUAUCGCGAUGUUUCCUCGGGCGACACCGUGACCUUCGAUUCGGUUCUGGCAGCCGGCGUUGGCGAGGGGCUGAAAAUCGGCCGCCCGCUGCUCGAUGGAGCCACCGUCACUGCCGAGGUGAUCACCGCCACCCAAGGCGAGAAGCUCGUGGUGCAGAAGUUGCGACGUCGCAAGAACUCGCGACGCAAGACCGGCCACCGCCAGCUCUACACGCGUGUUCGCAUCGGCAAAAUCGAGAAUACCAUGACGCGGAUAUUGGGCUGGGUCUGGAGCCGCGGCAUCGUUUCCACAUUCCUUGCCGGCUUGUUCGUUAUCCUGCCGAUUGCCAUCACCGUUGGCAUCAUGAGUUGGGUCGGUGGGUUUCUCGAACAGUUUGUUGGCCCCAACAGUUUCAUCGGCCGCGCGCUGCAGGAACUGGGGGUCCAGCUAGUGAACGAGGACCUAAGGGAUUGGGCCUCCUUCGUCGGUUGGGCCUUGGUGCUCACCGCUAUCUGGUGUCUGGGUCUGUUGGUGAAGAGCAGCGCCCGAAACAACAUCGAAACGCUGGUUCAAUCGACCGUGGGGCGCAUCCCCAUCUUGCGAAGCGUUUACAAACCCGUAUCGCAAGUGGUCGACAUGAUGGCCGGCAAAGAUCAGGCCGACGUGAAAGGUAUGACCGUGGUCUACUGCGAGUUCGGUCAAGAACGGGGCGGCGGCUUUCUGGGCCUCCUCACCAGCAACGCCCUAUAUCGCUUUGGCGAGCAAGAUUGCCACGUGGUCUACAUCCCCACAUCGCCGAUACCCAUGUCUGGGGGAAUCAUCUUCGUUCCCCACAAAGCCGUUCGCGUGGUGGAUAUGCCCGUGGACGACCUGAUGCAGAUCUACUUCUCACUGGGCGUGAUGUGCUCGAAGGUCGUGCCUGGCGAGUAUGCCUCACCCGCCAAGGCUGAGUAG
Molecule: messenger RNA, 2706 nt
Organism: Cladocopium goreaui
Lineage: Eukaryota; Dinophyceae; Suessiales; Symbiodiniaceae
Source: the annotation of a GenBank genome assembly